Chilo suppressalis (striped riceborer) is the source of this 1503-nucleotide messenger RNA. NCBI's taxonomy places the organism in Eukaryota, Metazoa, Arthropoda, Insecta, Lepidoptera, Crambidae. The record is from the annotation of a GenBank genome assembly.
GUGAAUAUCCAAAAUGAAGAGUUUGGUUCUUUUGCUAUUGUGCAGUGUCGUUUACGCGAAGCACGAGCAUUAUGCUGGAUGGAAAUCAUAUUAUGUCCAACCACACACGCAGGAACAACUAAAGUAUCUCAUGUCUCUGCAGUAUGAACUAGAUGUAGAUUUCCUCGGUCGUGCCUCUGUAAAUAGAGAAACUGUGGUUCUCGUGAAGCCUCACUACCAAGAAGAAUUCACUAGAAAGAUUAAAGAAAAAGGAAUCUCAACCAAAGUACACGUUGAAGAUAUAGUCAAAUCUCUCAGACAAGAAGAUGAACAAAUUGAAAAAAGAGCAAAUGAACUCAGAACUCGCAAUGUUGGAGGAUUCCCAUUUAAUAAUUAUCAGAGAUUAGCAGUUUUUGAUAAUUAUCUCGAAGAUGUUGCAAGGAGAUUCCCCGACAGAGUUACACUUGUCAAUGCUGCAAACUCCUUUGAGGGUCGUCCCAUCAAAUAUGUUAAAAUAUCUACGACCAACUUCCAAGACCGCAGAAAGCCAGUCAUCUUCAUUGAUGGCGGUACCCAUGCUCGUGAGUGGAUUUCGCCACCUACUGUAGCUUGGGCCAUCCAUAAACUAGUCGAGAAUGUCACAGAACCUGAUCUUCUUGAGAGAUUUGAUUGGAUCCUAUUGCCAAUUGUCAAUCCUGAUGGAUACGAGUUCUCCCACACUAACGAGCGUUUCUGGAGAAAGACUCGUUCCAGCACCUCCAGCAUAUUUUGCAGAGGUGUCGACGUUAAUAGAAACUACGACUUCUUCUGGGGUACCUCUGGAUCCAGCAGUAAUCCUUGCGCCGACAAUUUUGCUGGCAGAAUGCCUUUCUCCGAGGUUGAGACCAGAGUCGUAAGAGACAUUAUGAAUGAACACUUAAGCAGGAUAGCAUUAUACAUUACAAUGCAUAGCUUCGGCAGCAUGAUCUUGUACCCUUGGGGACACGACGGUUCACUACCCCCCAACGCGUUACUUCUUAAUUUUGUGGGAGUUCAAAUGGGUGAAGCAAUUGAUAAAGUAGCACUGCCUCAUUUCUGGGAAUACUUAGUAGGUAAUUCCGUUAAUGUUAUAGGAUAUGCCGCGGCAGGAGCAGCUGAAGAUUAUGCACACUUGAUAGGCAUACCUUUCACCUAUACAUAUGAAUUACCUGGACUUGGCUCGGGAUUCGAAGCUUUCCAUUUAGACCCGAAGUACAUCGAGCAAGUAUGUUUUGAGACUUGGGAGGGUCUCAAAGCCGGCGCAAGAACAGCUGGAGACUUAUUCGUCAGUUCGUGAUUUGUUUUAUGAUUUCAAUGUUGAGCGAUCUCCUUAUUUUGUACUAUCUUGAGAUUAAAAUGUAAUGGUGCUGAUAAUAAGGCUUGUUAAUUAUUCGUUACACUUUGUUCUUGAAUUAUGACAAAAAAAAACAUGAUUUUGAAAUUUCCAUACAAAUGUAAACCGAGAAAGUGUUCGCUUAGUGUAGUUAUGUGAAUACAGAGUUUAUU